This is a messenger RNA of Linum tenue, 3667 nucleotides long. The record is from the annotation of a GenBank genome assembly. NCBI's taxonomy places the organism in Eukaryota, Viridiplantae, Streptophyta, Magnoliopsida, Malpighiales, Linaceae.
CCCCUUCCCAGUUCCCGCAUCUCUUACCUCAUCACUCUCCUCUCUACAGUUUUUCCACCCCUCCGCUCUUCCCAUUGUUUUCAGUGUGUAGGUAGUUAUCUAGCUUUAUUUUCUCUUCCCAUUUCCCUCUUUCUACCUUCUUAAUUCUUCACCUGAAAUUUCUACCCUUUCCACCUUAACGCCGACUCCUGUGUGGUCUUGUUGGAUCAUGUCGACCCGCCGACCGGUCACUGCUGCAACAAUGUGAAGCCUUUAUUUUUUUUUUCUGGAAUCCCAACCAUACAAUAACUUUCUCACAGGAGCAGCAGGUGGGACAUUGAGAUUUGUGUGUGGGAGCUCUGGUGUAGUAGUUAGUGCAUGGAGGAUGCUAAAACCCCUGAUAAAACCCUAGUGGCCGAGAACCCAGAUGGUAAAACCAUAAAAGCUGGAAACUUUGUGGCCAUGGGGUUGUUGGGUCAAGCUACUGGUUCUUGUCCUGAGAAAUGCGGUGCUGUGGAGUCUCAGUCUGAGGCGCUGCCAGAAGGACACGGUAAGAAAAUAAUUGCGGGAAAUGGUGUUUGUGAAGGAGAGAAAUGUGCAAGUGGUGAUUUGACUUCCGUGAUUGUUUCCCAAGUGGUUAAUGGUGGUCAUGCUCUUGAAGUUGAUAAGGUCUCAUCUUUAAGAGAUUGCGCUGAUGGGGAAUUUCGAAGAGAGGAGCAUUCGAGUGGAAGAGUUUUGGCCAAGGGCAAUUAUACUCUGGCCAUUGACGGAGUGAGUACAGGUAGGAAUGUAAAUGAUUCAGGCGAUGACAUAUCACUGUAUGUGGAGCUUCCUGGUCCUCUUCAUCAAACUGGUUAUUCCGAGGAUAUGGAUUGUGUUGGUUUGACCAAGGAUGGUGCAAGAAAAGAGUGUGAAGAAGAGCCGAUUAAGCGGUUCUGUGUAGGGGAUGUAGUUUGGGUUAGAAUGAAAAACCAGUCUUGGAGGCCAGGAAAGAUUUGUGGUGAUUCUAAUGCAAUGAUUUGUUCUAAAGAAGGUUACCGGAUCAACUGCCAUGUAGUUCAAUAUUUCGGUGCUAGCCAUUUCACCUGGUGCCCACCAUAUAACCUAAGGCAUUUCCAUGACAAUUUUGAUCAACUUGUAGGGGGAAACAAGUGUAGAAACUUCACUGGAGCUGUAGAGAAGGCCAUGGAUGAGUUUAUGAGAUGUUUGAAGUCGGAGAUCAAUUGUUCUUGCAUGGUCAAACAAGGUGGUAGUAGUGACAAGGAAGGCAAGUAUUUACAAGAGUUCAGAUUUGGUAAAUCAGUGACAAAGUUUGAGCCAAUGGAAUUUCUUUCUCGGAUCAAACAACUUGCAGUGGCAGUUAGCAAACCUCCUAUGCUUGAGUUCGCAGUUGCUAAGAUUCACGUGGAAGCAUUCUCUUGUUUCAGAGGACACUUGCAGUUGCAUAUUGAUGAACUGUGGGAGCAGAGUCCAAAGAAGAGAAAUGGUGGCAAGAAUGGGUCAAUGACAACAAAAAUCAACAGCAAUGCUCUAGUUGGAGAUAAAAACUCAACUCCGGUUGAAGGGACAGGUGCCUGUCAUAAGGAAACUUUGGGACAGAAUGACCUGGAAUCAAGAUCAAGGAAAAGAAAACGUAAACAGUUCUUUGAAAUCAACUUCAGAAGAGAAGAUCUAGAUCUUGGUGAAGAUUUGUUGACCACACCUUCAGCAAAGGAGACUGGAAACUUGGGUUCUCCAUCGAAAACGAAUAAUCAGAGCUUUGACUUGAGGGAAAGGAAGAGGAGCAAGUAUUUAUCAUAUCCGUAUGUCAGCCUGGAACAUAAAAACAACAGGCCAGAUGAAAAGGAAAAAUCCAGUGGUCUAGAAAUGAAAGUUCUGGGAGGUGGUGAGGAUGUUGUUGGGCUAAGUGGAGCUUCUUCUAUAUCUUCUGACAAAAGAUUCCGAAACCGGUGGUUCAAGAAUUUCAUCAGUGACACAAGUAUAUCAAGCAAGCCGGAGUUUCUGGGAGCAUCGGUCUCAGAUUUGUUGUCUGAGCUGUCUCGUGCUUCUGUAGAUUGUUCAUAUCAAAGCAAGAGCAAGACCUUUGCCCUAGUAGAGUGGUUCUUCUCGAGGUUCAGAAUAUCAGCGUUUCAUGACGAGUCCAUUUAUGAGAGGCAUUGCAAGAACACCAUUUGGGGUAAUGCUGCUGAGAUUCAGACACCCCCUGGUAAGGUUGCUGAAGAGAUUAGUCAGACUUUGCCACCUAAGCAGAAGGUAUGGAAGAACACGAAUAAAUCUGGAAAUUCAGUUAUUAGUAAUGUCGAAAAUGCUACAAAUGGCACGGCAGCAAACAAUAACUGUGGCAUAGGCAUUCUUCCCUCCUCAGAUAAAGGACCUGUAUACAAUAAUGGAAGGGAGGAGCAAGGAACAUCUGUGGCAAGCCAGAAGAUUGACCAAAUUGCCAACAUACCCGACCUAAACAGCUGCGUGGGUGGUGUACCAAAUUUGUUGUCUUUAAGUCCACAGGCCGUGACAAAGAUACAUGAGAAAGCUACAUUGCAAGUUGUGAAUGGAAAUAUUUCAGAACCUGUAACAUUGUCAGAAUGUUUACACGGUAAAGGACCAUUUUCUACAAAUCAUCUUCCUGUAGAAGGUAAUGUGACAUGUUCCACUUUUAGCAUUUCAGAUACAGACGGUAAGAUAAUAAGUUUCGGGCCAUCCACAAGGGAUCCGCCCCUCAUUAGUUGUGGUACUGUCAAAACAGAAGGUAAGCCUGUACCUGAGAAAAGAAAGAGGAAGGAGAUCCCAGUCUCGGAACAGGUUAUUUCUGGUGCUACUGGAAUUCCUGAUUUAAAUUGGGGACUUGCUGAAACUGGGACAUUCACAAAUCUCGGGGCGAAGAGGGGGAGAGGAAGAGGAAGAGGAGGUAAUCCAGGGAGACCAACAAAGAAAUAUGCCCCCAGUGAACAAUUAGUUAAAUACAGCAGGAAAUGGUUUAAUGGAGAACCUCCAAAAGAGCCAGAAUUUUCACAGCCUCUGCAAAACCCUGGUGCCCCACCACAUGUAUUCUUUACAAAGGCUGCUGAUGGUGACAAGUCAUCCAGAAGCUUAGAGAAGGGUAAUAAUCCUUUCAGCAGAACCCCUGUGAGUUGCCAGCUUCUUCCUGUUGCAGCUUCACCAACAUCUCCUUCCAAGGGAGAGUUGAACACCACGGAAAUGCCAGCAGCACCUAAAGCGGUGGUAGCACCUCCCAUCGAUGCCAUAAGGCAAAAUCUGGAGAUGAUGACAUCAAUGCUGCAGAAAUCCGGAGAUGGUCUUUCCCCUGAGAUGAGGAGGAAGUUGGAGAGUGAGAUAAACUCACUUAUGAAGAAAGUCAGCUCCAUGUCCAAAUCUUCCUCUUAAACGACAUUGAUGUAGAAAGGCAAUCAAACCGAUUAUGUAUGGAACCUCGUGUAAGCUGCUCAUUAGGUAGGAACAAUAAGCUCUCCCAUAUGGGGGAAAGAAGCUCUCUUGGCAGUUUUCCUAAUGUAUGUGGGUUGAAAGGAAGCUGGCUUGGUUUUACACUAUGCUCUGUUCUUUUCUCCCGCCAAGAGAAAAUGAACAAAGCGAUAGGCAGUUAUGAUGGCAGUCAUCUUAUAAUCCAAUACCUCUCAUGCAUGGAACUUUGUUUUCAUUUUUGGCUGACUUUUCUAUGAUCCUGCUAUCCUGG